This is a messenger RNA of Ochlerotatus camptorhynchus, 3773 nucleotides long. RefSeq lists its product as uncharacterized. NCBI's taxonomy places the organism in Eukaryota, Metazoa, Arthropoda, Insecta, Diptera, Culicidae. The coding region runs from base 1040 to 3298 and encodes 752 amino acids. The record is from RefSeq and is a predicted model, not a curated record. The transcript is spliced from 3 exons.
UCGGACGGGGUGUUACGUUCGCGCGCGCAUCGUGGAAUCUACUGCUACGUUCAGCCAAGAAGCAAAGGAAAAGUAGUUCGCGAAUCCGGCGAUAGACGGGUUCCGCCGUGCAAAAAAAAAAGUGUUGAAACAAGUUUUUGGACCUUUGCGGGUUUGUUAUGGUUGUGGGACUCGCUCGCCCGCAUGUUUGUUCGCACCCAAGAUUGAAGGGUAGCUGGUUGUUUUUCGGGUGAUUUUACGGCGCUUGGGAUAAUUGCCGGACUAAAAGCAUCUCGUUAGCAACUCGGUUGCACUGUGCAAUUACCUUUCGCGAAGAAUUGUUGAAGAAUAAGCAGUGUCGAAAUAGCACAUCUCGCGGAGAGGGUGUUUUACGCGCAUAUUUUGAUGAAUUGUACCCUUCAAUGUAUCGACAAUAUGCGCCUGGUGAUGGUGUGUGAAUUAAGUCUCACCUAACAAUAAAGUGAGCUAAAGUAUCAUCUCCUUGGAUGUGUCGAGUGCUGAAGAAAUUGGAGAAGAAGCGCAGUCCGUCCCCCCUUGAAGGCUUUUGAGCGUGCGCGCAGAUUUAGGUUCAGUUGAAAGUGAGAAAAGUAGGUCUCGUUGAGUGACCGUUGUGAACGUGCAGUCAGCUGGAACUCCCAGUAGUGUUUGUGGCCAAGCAGGCAGGCAGGCAGGCAAGAAGCAAGGCUGGUGAUUCACGGCCCACUACCCCAGGGGAGGUCGAACCGAGAUAAAUCAUUAUCGGCUUUGUCACGUUGUGCGGUUGAUCUUGCGCUCAGGCUGGUGUUUGUGUGUUUAUGAUAUACCUCCACUAACUGGAAUGGAAAUUCCCUGUUCGCUCGAGUGAGUCUAUGGAUUCAGUGAUUUCGUUCUGGUACCGAGGUGCUGGUGCACUGGUGUAUAAUUAAGUGAUAUCUCACGUUUGUUUACGAGUGCGACGAAUAAUUCAAGUGCUUUCGUGUGUCGCGUCGAGGAGGCAAUUGAGUGUGUAGGAAAGAUAUGAAUUGUUUGUUUGGGCAAGAUAGUGAGUGAAAAUAACGCGAUGUUGACAACAAGAAAACCGGGGCCUCCGGUCCCUCCUAGACCCAGCGCUGCAGCAGUGGCCAAUGCUUUGGCCAGGCACCGUGAGAACUCUCCCAGCCCAGUAGGCGUUCAAACGUUAAAGCCACCGCAUUCAGGACGUACUGUGGUUUACAAAUCGCCAGGAUUCGAUCAAGACAGAAAACCGCAGCACAACGGCACUAACGGAAGUUUCAGCACUAAUGGUGACUCUAAGAAUGGGUUGGAUUAUUCUUUUCAAAAGACCGAAGUUUACCUUGGUGAAUCUAACGGCCUCUACGUACCCCGACCCAUUCUACCGGUUCUGAAUGGCGCUACUCACCGCAAUAAUAACACCAAUUCCAACCUAGUAAACGGGAAACUAAUGUACACCUCAACGUGCAGUAUAAUUGAAAUAAAUUCUUCCUCAUCAGCGUCGACAUCGGCGUCAUCUUCGCCAAUGUCCACGCUUCAAAAGCCCGAAUUCGUCGGCCGUAAUGAGCACAAUCAUCAUAAUUCCGCCGACGAAGACGAUACCAUCUCGAGCCAAAAACAGUUAAAAAAUUCGUACAAUCAUCGACAUCUGGACUCGCUAGAGGAUGCCUCCGGUAUUAGGCGUAAUUCACCCGAUGUAAUUGUGAUCAAUUCGACGUCCUCGGAGCAUGACAGUGGCACCGAGCAGAACUCGAUCGAUACCAAUAGCAUUGCCAGUAGCAAUUCGCUAGAACGGGAAAAUAACCUGAAAAAUCUCGAAAAUCGACAAGCUCACAUGACCGAGAUCAUCAUCGGAUCUGGUGCAGAUCAGCUCGGUUCUACCACAACCGUCGUAACGAACGGAACUUCUACAAUUAUCGAAGCUCGAAACAAUGCCCUCCUCACCAAUCGGUCCUCACCGGAACCCAUCAAACAUGUGAUAAGAACCUCAUCCAUUCGGCUCCCGUACCGUCCGGAACCAGAAGGCGGAGAGCAUGUCUCUCCACCGAAUGAUCGCAAUAACGCAUCCAGCCCAAUGAUCAAACCCCCGUCGAUCGACCCGAAAACGAUCGAUUCGAAGCUGAGCGAGAAGAAGGUGGCCUUCCAUGAGUUGCUAAUUUCGGAACUAACGGCAAUGAGACAAUCGAACGCUCAGGAGGUCAUCGGCAGUACCUUCGCGGCCGCUGAUUCUGUAUCCAGGCGACAGCGAUGCCCCCCGGAGACGCGAUCUUCGGCGGAUGUUUCGCCAAAUGGCACCGCCAGCCGGCCGGCUCGGAUCCGUACGGCCGAUUGGAUUGAGGUUGGCGAUAACGGGAAGGAGGUUGUACUUUCCAGCUGUCAGAUCAGCCUGGAAGAUUCGGGCAUGGAGGAUGAGGAAAAGCUGGAUGAUGCCUCGUCCGGAGUAGGGGACUCCUGGGAUAGCGUGAAGGAUGCCGAGGAACGCAUCACGAUGUCCCUGCCGGGACUGCCCCCGCUACCGAAGAGUCUUAGUGGUUUCGAUCUAGCAGGUCACCAGCUCCAAGCUCACCAACUGCACCACCUCCAGCAGCAGCAACAGCAGCAUCAGCAGCAGCACCAUCAGCUGCAGCAACACCAUCAUCAGUCAUCUCAUCAGCAGCACCAUCUGCAUCCGCCACAGCAUCAACCACCACCUCCACCUUCUCAGCAAUUGCUGCUACAGCAGCAGCAACAGCAGCAUCAGCUUCCUCCAUCCCUGAAUCACCACCCGACGAAUCCGUUUAUCCCGAUCGGGAUCAAUCUGCAGAGUGUCAGUAUGGCCUCGUUGGUUUCGCAGCAUGGCCAUUCGCCGGUCAGUACCGUCAGCAGUGGCAACAGUAUCGUGGCAACACCAAACAGUGGUUCCAGCAGUGGCGGUGGCAAUGGUGGGAGCAGCAUUCGGAAGCCUACCAAUCUAGAUACCCAGCUGGCGAUCCUGCGGAGAGAAAUGUACGGUUUGCGACAGCUGGAUCUGUCACUCCUCUCGCAGCUGUGGGCCCUGAACGAAUCGAUUCAGGAAUUCCGCACGAUGAUGCAGGAGCAGGAAACCCUCUCGCCACCCUCGCCAACGCCGUCCAACUCGGACGUCAAUUCGGUUUCAUCGGAUGACGACGACGAAGAUGAUUCGUCCAACACGCAGACGGUCGGCGUAGGUGGGCACCUCCUGUCCGGCGGUCACAACCUAAUCGAAUCGGUGGCCGCCGCCUCGGUGCUUAGUUCAUCUCAGGCAAGUCGGAUGAGGGCUCCGCCGCCCCCACCGCCGAACCGGAAAGCACCCUCUCGGCCGGUGUGAGCCAACCAACAACACGUUCCAAAUAUGAAAGCACUCUCUCUUCUUCAAGUUCUAGCCAAUAUCGAAAGCAAAAAGUUAAUCAAAGAACGCGUUUCUUUUUAUUUCGGUACAUGAUCCUAAGCACGAAGAGGAUCUAAAAAAAGCUAACUCAAUUAGAGGCAAAGGUUGGUCGUUAGUGAUGUUAAACAAAGGGACAACCCCGAAAACGUAAGUCAAUAGAACAAGACAAUUUUCGCCGGCAAAUUUUCGUUCGUGGCGGAAUCGAACCCGAGCGAAGGUUUGCCAGCCUAAUCGUAAGGAAAAAAACAUAAGACAUUAGCUCCCGUAUCUCUCGUGUAAAUAUUAACGUAACGUAAAUUCAUUCAAAUGUGACUACAAGUAAUUAAUUAAUUAAUUAAUUAUAGGAAAACCAUUGUUCCAAAAUAUUGAAAUUGCAAACCCGUGAAAAGCGAGUAAAACACAUCUGAAACAAUAA